Messenger RNA from Zophobas morio, 1712 nucleotides. Its product is annotated as myosin heavy chain, clone 203-like. The transcript has 5 exons. Lineage: Eukaryota; Metazoa; Arthropoda; Insecta; Coleoptera; Tenebrionidae. The record is from RefSeq and is a predicted model, not a curated record. The coding region runs from base 105 to 1619 and encodes 504 amino acids.
AACAAAAACAAACUUCCUAACCUCUAACGUCAAAUUUUUUGAGCAUAAAUUUUACAUAAUGUCUCGCUGAUUUAAUUUAAAUUAAAGAGUAGUGACUUUGCAGUAUGAGUCAUAGAGUGAAACCUCAUACCAAUGUUGAGAUCGCAAGUUGUGAAAAAUACCUUAGUAAGAUGUUGAAACAUGACAGUGCCCUGGCGUCUAAAAAAAAUCCAGCUUCUCGCCCAUAUCAAGACAAAAUCUCGCAGAUAAUGAGACAUCCAAUAAAUAUGCAACCACAACGUAUCAAACCUAAGCCAAGUGCCAAAACACAAAGUCCCAUACAAAAAGUUGCUGUUAGUUUAAUGAGUACCAUGCCGAGAGAAAUUGGAGAUGGCAGUCGUAUCAAGGAGAUGAAAAGUACCAAACGUAAACCCAGGUCAAGAUCUAGAAGCCGCUCAAGUAGUAAAGUGAGAGAAGCGUGGGGACACAUUUUACUGAGUAAAAAGAGCGGAGAGAAAAUGUCAACAUUCAGCAAUUUUGACCCACUAAGAACACUUCAUUUUUUGUCGAAAGAAUUGUCCACUAAAUUGCGGACUGUUGUACCUGAGGAGGAUGAAAUUCUCCAAAUCGUGACUGACAUUCAACAUGCCCUGAAACGAAUUCCGCCAGAAGUGACCACGUUGUUGCAUGAUCCACCACCAGAAAUUGAAGAACCGGUAGUCGAAGAACUUGUUCCAUCCAAAACUACAUCCACUAAAAUUUGCCAAACCCCACCCACUUUAUAUCAAGAGGACACAGAAAGGUUUCAAAAAAUAAUGGAAGAAAAUACAUACAGGCUCGAAACUAGUUGUAGACAACUCGAAAUGGUUUGUUCUAAUUUACAAAAUGAGAAAGAAAUGACUGAGAAGGAAUUAGAUGAAGCAAAAGAAAAUGUUGAGAUGUUGUGUAAAAAAGUUAAAGAAUUAGAGGAAGAAAUAGAAGAAAUAACCAGUCAAAAAAUAAGAGAAUUAGAGGAAGAGAAAUACGAAUUGCAACAACAGCUAGAGAAAGCUACUGAAGAAGUAACCAACAAUCCAACACUAAAUCAUUUCAAGCAACUAGUGGAAGAGCUCAAAAAACAAAAAUUGGCGGCGGAUGAAACUUGCAACAGAUUAGAAUAUGAUAUGACAGUUCUAAAAAUGGAAAAAGAAAAAUUCGCAACAAUGUUAAAUGUCAGGGAUAAAGAGGUCAAAGAAAUUCAAGAAGAAAUGUGCAAAAUUCAGGAGCAAGUACACAAACAACUGAAAAAAUUAAAUAGUGAGGUGAUCGAGCGCGUCAAUUCUGUGAAAGCGCUUUCAGAUCCAACCAAUGGAAUGCACGAGUCUCUUUUCUUGGAAAUUGGGGAUACAACUAUUUCAUCAAUUACUGCUAAUGAAUCUGACAAGGAUACCAUUAAUAUUAUUAAAGAAUUGCCGUGUGGCGACACUGAGCUUAUAGGACUAACGAAAGAAUCACAUGAGAAUUUUCUGCAAAAAUUGAAGGGUACUAAUGUGGGACCAGAUUUACAGCGCAAUAAUAAAGAAAUAGACUCAACAUACGAAAGUCUAGUGGCCGGAUUAAGUCCAUCAAUGCAAGCUUUCUUAGCGGCACACAAGGCGUGAUAUGUAAAUGUGGUUUUUAUAUUUGAUUGUACAUUCCUGGAUUUUCUGUAUAUAUAAAUUAUAUUUUCUUCUAUUAAAAGUUUUUGUUCAUGA